This is a messenger RNA of Patiria miniata (bat star), 2712 nucleotides long. RefSeq lists its product as uncharacterized. The transcript is spliced from 10 exons. NCBI's taxonomy places the organism in Eukaryota, Metazoa, Echinodermata, Asteroidea, Valvatida, Asterinidae. Bases 144 to 1736 code for a protein of 530 amino acids. The record is from RefSeq and is a predicted model, not a curated record. Gene Ontology annotation, molecular function: calcium ion binding.
UUUUCGAAACAACGGAGAAAUCUGGUACAACUCUGGAGUCUUCAUCGGAAGAACUUGCCUCCACUGUCAUAACAAGCACUGAUCAAUUGGCAACUACAAUCGAUCAAACAACACCAGACGUGUUAUCUACAGUAGGAAGCACUAUGCAGUUUGCCACUUCAGUCAGUCCUGCAACAAGCAAAGUAACGUCAACAGAAGAGGCGACCACUAGUCUAAUUCCGUCUCACUUAACUAGCACUCAACAAGCUGGUACUAUUUCUGAAGCAACAUCUCUACGCUUGAUAUCUACAAUGGCAACCUCUACUGUCCAGACUACGACUCCUGGCAACCCAUCAUCAUUUGCAACAUCAACAUUGGCAGCCACCACGGAGAAGUUGGAAACCACCUCAGAAGUCACUACGCCUCUCAAUCCAGCAAUCACAACUGUGACAGCUACAAAUUUGAUUGAUGAAUGUGCAUUGUUCCUCGAUAACUGCGAUCGUGUGGUUCAGGAGUGCAUAGACCAACAAAUCGGAUACACAUGUGAAUGCAGGACAGGCUAUACGCUAGACUCGACCGGCAAAUGUACCAAGCUGAAGUCCUUCCAGUCAUCAUUCCGUAUAACAGGACUCGUCGAUGAGACUGGUGCGAGUCAAGAGGCAGUAUUCACCACAGAUUUGACCAUUCGAACGAGCGAGAGUUUUAUAUCUCUUGAAAUAACAGUCUGCUCCGCGGUUGCAUUGGUUUACAGGAACGACCCUCUCACAAGCACCAUCUUCAUAAGCUGUAGUGUCAUUCGAUUUGCACCUGGGAGUAUUAAAGCCGAGUACACCAUCGAACUAGCCUCUAAUUCUACGGUCAACGAAACCUACCUUCAAGACACUAUGAAGGAGGCAGUAUUAUCGGAUACUUUAAACAAUACUUUACGGGUGGCCAAUGAUUCCAUCAUUGUGAGUGCUCUAAACGAAUGUGAGGCCGACAUGGAUGACUGCAGCGACAACGCUAUUUGUACGGACACGGAAGACUACUUCACGUGUAGCUGUGUGGAUGGAUACACUGAUCUAAGGACAGAUAUACCGGGCAGAUACUGUUCAUUAGUUCCAAUCAGCCCAGAGCAAGACUACACCAUCAUCAUCAUAGCGUCCUCCGUCACCGCUGCAGUGCUUCUCAUCAUCGCCCUCGUCUUGGUCGUAGUUCACCUUCUGCGUCGGCGGAAGAAGAGGCGUAAAUCGUCCACUUACUCCCUGGAGUCACCGGACGAGUUGAGCCUAAGUCAGCCCGUGUGGAGGCGAGUCACCCCACACGGCAGCCAGUCCCUGUACCCGUCCAGCUACGGUCUGAGUAACUUGGACAUGGUGACCGACGGGGACGAGGCUGUGUUUACUGGGGCAAGACACGCCGGUGAAGGGGUGGGCUCUGGGUCGCAGGAAUCGCUCACUGAGAGGGAACUGGAGUGGGCGCAGAAUCUGAAAACCGUCUUCGAGACAGUGCCACAGAAUCAGAGAGCCUACAGUCUCCCACUGCUACGCCUCCCGGAGACCGAACUAGCCAGUAGCUCUCGUACACAAUCCCAUGUAAAAAGAAGUGCAACUGUGAGCGAUGAUGGCCAGCAGACGGAUCGGUUCAGACUCCCCAGGCGUCGGUCUCAAAGUCCGGUCAGAGGAACUCCAUUUACUACGACCCACGAAUCGGCCUUGCGUGACCUCGGCGCAAGGGGAAGACCGGAUAGAAUUGUUAUAAGCUACGAUUACUUCUGAUCGAAACUGCACGUUUCUGCGCUCCCGUACAAGGAAACACGAUUCUUUGACGUAUAGUCAUCAUAUACUAAAUGACACCUGCGAUAACGUAGACGAAUGUUUUGCGCAGAAUCAAGUGUUACGUGUAUCUUUGGAGAGGCAAUCUUUUCUCUUUAGUUUGAUAGAAACAAGCAAGCACCUGGAAUGUAACGUUUUGCCUCUCUGACUUAUUCUCAACUGAUCUGUUUUCUUACAAUGAAACAAAAUAAUUCUUCAAGAGUGCACAAUUAGGUACUGUAGCUGGAAAGCCUUAAGGAAGAAGACGGGAGAAGUACCCACUUUUAGAGGCAAUAAACCUCGUAGGGAUAAUCUAGGACAACUCACGAAAUCAGGUAGGGACUGAAAACCAAAGCUGCAUGUCAGCCUGGAUGGGAACUUGCAAUGAACCAUGGUCAAGCAGCUGCGAGGCGAUAUAACGCAGCGUCAAACUUCAAACUUCCAUUCCACUUAAAUUGUUUGUCUGCAUAAGGACAAUACAUUCGUGUGCUAGUGCACUGUGCGUAUUGCUGUGUGUCACUUUUAAAGCAGUUUGCUGCCGCCUACGGCUUAUCGAAACAACUUUUCGAGGGAAAUUGGCCGGGCCUGUGGGAAAGUCGCAGGGAUAAAUGAACGGGAGGGUUGAAUUAUCCUAGGAGACCAAUUACAUGGGGUUUUCCAAUAUGUAAUUUCAAAAUGCACCUUCAAAAUAAUAAUGAAAAGAAAUUGAUAAAUAUGAUUAGCGUAGGGCUACAGAAGAGUUUUUAUGUGAUUGCAAGAUUUGCUAAUAUCGUCUUGCUUUGCACUUAUUUCCUUUAUACAAAUGAAUCACAUAAAAAUGAUUUAUUUAAAUUAAAAUGUCCAAACCUUUCACUCAUUGUCAAAAUAAUGUUAUCGUUUAUCAAAUUUGAAAAAUGUGUAUAGUGCUGCAAAGACAGUGCGGUUUUAACGUAAAUUAAAG